GUGUGGCUGAGUCUGGGCCACACCCAAUUGUCACACCCACUGUCACACCUUCCUGACCUGACCUCUUAAUUAUUCUCAACAAAGAUGUUGCGAUUCGCUUUAAAGCCAAAGGUGUUUGCUUCAGCAGCUGCUGCUCGCUGCAUGAGCUCUGGAAAUACUCCUACAACUAAACUAUUCAUCAAUGGGAAAUUUGUAGAAUCAAAAACCAACAAAUGGGUCGACAACUUUAAUCCGGCAACUAACGAGCUUGUUACCCGAGUACCUUGUGCCACUCAAGAGGAGAUGAAAGCUGCUGUAGAUGCUGCCCAAGCUGUUUUCAAGGACUGGAAGGAGACCAGCGUUAUGACUCGUCAGCAAGUUAUGUUUCGACUCCAACACAUCAUACGAGAGAACAUUUCUGAUUUGGCUAAAGUAAUAACGCUAGAGCAAGGGAAGACAUUAGCUGAUGCUGAAGGAGACGUAUUGAGAGGACUACAGGUGGUUGAACACUCCUGUAGUAUCACUAGUCUACAGUUAGGAGAGACAUUGGGAUCCGUUACUAAGGACAUGGAUACUUAUACUUACCGUGAACCACUGGGGGUGUGUGCUGGAGUGACGCCAUUUAAUUUCCCUGCCAUGAUACCGCUAUGGAUGUUUCCCCUAGCACUUGUAUGUGGCAAUACGUUUGUUAUGAAACCCAGUGAGCUUGAUCCAGGCGCUACGAUGAUGCUGAUGGAGAUGGCAAAGGAAGCAGGUGUACCUGAUGGAGCCGUCAACGUCAUUCAUGGACAGAAAGAAUCUGUCGAUUUUAUAUGUGACGAGCCAAGAAUCAGAGCUAUCUCAUUUGUCGGUAGCGAUAGAGUUGGAAAGUAUAUUUACGAGAGAGGGACAGCUAAUGGGAAAAGGGUACAAUCGAACAUGGGCGCUAAGAAUCAUGGUAUAGUCAUGCCUGAUGCCAAUAAAGAGCACGCCAUUAAUCAGUUGGUUGGAGCUGCUUUUGGUGCAGCUGGACAGCGUUGCAUGGCACUGUCAACAGCUGUAUUUGUUGGAGAAGCAAAGGAAUGGAUACCAGAGGUUGUGGCUAAAGCCAAGAAACUUAAAGUAGAUGGAGGAACUGAGAAAGGGGCUGAUUUGGGUCCACUCAUUACUCCUGAAGCAAAACAAAGAGUCUGUGAUCUUAUUCAAAGUGGAGUAGAAGAAGGAGCUAGUCUGGUCCUUGAUGGGAGAGACGUUAAGGUUGAUAGUGGGUAUGAGAAAGGAAAUUUUGUGGGUCCAUCCAUCCUGUCUGAAGUCAAGCCAAACAUGAAAUGUUAUACUGAGGAGAUAUUUGGACCAGUUCUAGUGACACUAAAUGUCGACACUUUGGACGAGGCAAUUGAACUCAUUAACAGCAAUCCUUACGGGAACGGGACAGCCAUUUUUACAAACUCCGGUGCAGCUGCAAGAAAGUUCCAGAAUGAGAUUGAUGUUGGGCAGGUUGGUAUCAACGUUCCGAUUCCUGUUCCUCUCCCAAUGUUUUCAUUCACUGGCUCACGUGCAUCAUUCCAAGGAGACGUCAAUUUCUAUGGAAAACAGGGCAUACAGUUUUACACCCAGGUGAAGACUAUCACUAGUCUGUGGAGACAGGAAGACGCUGGAACUGGUCCCACACCAACUGUGAUGCCCACCAUGAAAUAAAGAAAAUAUUUUCUAUCAUCUUUUUCUUGUUAUUAUUAUCUAGUUAAGUAUAAUAGUAGGACAGAGAAGGAAAUUUGUUAUUAAUUAUCAUCUAUUGUUAUUAAUAUUGUUUUUUUUCAUUUCAACUUUACAAAUAAAGUA
Messenger RNA from Amphimedon queenslandica, 1797 nucleotides. RefSeq names its product methylmalonate-semialdehyde dehydrogenase [acylating], mitochondrial-like. The record is from RefSeq and is a predicted model, not a curated record. Gene Ontology annotation, cellular component: mitochondrion. Gene Ontology annotation, molecular function: methylmalonate-semialdehyde dehydrogenase (acylating, NAD+) activity. Bases 85 to 1656 code for a protein of 523 amino acids. The transcript has 17 exons. NCBI's taxonomy places the organism in Eukaryota, Metazoa, Porifera, Demospongiae, Haplosclerida, Niphatidae. Gene Ontology annotation, biological process: thymine catabolic process; L-valine catabolic process.